Molecule: messenger RNA, 2298 nt
Organism: Eufriesea mexicana
Lineage: Eukaryota; Metazoa; Arthropoda; Insecta; Hymenoptera; Apidae
Gene: Npl4
Product: nuclear protein localization 4
Biological process (GO): ubiquitin-dependent protein catabolic process
Cellular component (GO): nucleus
Molecular function (GO): ubiquitin protein ligase binding; ubiquitin binding
Source: RefSeq, a predicted model, not a curated record
AGUCACGUGCUUGUUAAUCUAUUGUCUGCUUAUGUCAAAAGAAUAGUGUGCAGUCGUUGAAGUUGUACUGAAAUUUGCUGGGAUUUUAACAGUACUGUGUUACGAGCAAGCAAGUUAAACAGGGAUUGAACAGCUGAUGCCUCGUCGUGACCGGCGAAAUGUCAAAGUCUAGGCAAAUUACUUUACGUGUGCAAUCUUCAGAGGGGACAAAGCGUAUAGAUGUGAAUUUUUCUGAUACGAUUUCUCAAUUGUAUGAAAAGGUUUCUAAAGCCUUUGAACUGAAUACUAUUGAAUUUGGACUCUAUAGGGAACGAAAUCAUAAAAAUGAACUUCCGUUUUCUCAUAGCAAAACAGUUUCAGGAAUACAUCUUUCUCAUGGAGAUAUGUUAUAUUUGUCUCUUCAGAGUGGUACACAAUUAUGGAGCACUCCCUCAACUAGUAGUGCUGCUAUUGAUAUUUCUCAAGAACCAAAAUCAAUGGAUGAGACAGAAACUAUCAACCAUACUAUUAAUUCUUCUCGAUCCGUACCAAAUACAUUUGAAGAUGUUGAUGAACAAUUAUGGAAAUUUGAUGGUAAAAUACAAAGAAAACGUGAUGAAAAACUAUGCAGACAUGGUGCAAACGGAUGCUGUGUUCAUUGUACUCCUUUAGAACCUUUUGAUGAAGUUUAUCUUAAGGAACAAAAUAUAAAACAUUUAUCUUUUCAUUCAUAUCUCAGGAAACUUACUGCUGGUGUUGAUAGAGGGAAGUUUAUACAAUUAGAUGACAUAAACUGCCUUAUAAAGACUGGUUGUAAAGAUCAUCCACCUUGGCCACGAGGUAUAUGUAGCAAAUGCCAACCAAGUUCCAUUACUCUAAAUCGCCAAACUUAUCGUCAUGUGGACAAUGUCAUGUUUGAAAAUCCAAGUUUAGUCGAACGCUUCCUUAAUUAUUGGCGUAGCACCGGUCAUCAACGUGUUGGAUUUUUAUAUGGAAGAUACGAAAUACAUACAGAUGUACCAUUAGGAAUUAGAGCUGUUGUUGCAGCUAUUUAUGAGCCACCCCAGGUAAUUUAAUAAAAUAAAUUUACGUUGUUAUAGUCUAUAAUGUUGUCAUAUUCAUUUUAGGAAAGUACAAAGAAUUCCAUACGACUUUUACCAGAUGAAAGAGAAGGGAUAGUCAAUGAACUGGCUCAUUUACUUAACUUAAAAAGAGUUGGAUGGAUUUUUACUGAUCUUAUAGCUGAUGAUAUCAAGAAAGGAACGGUAAAACACGUUCGAAAUAUAGAAAGUCACUUUUUAUCUGCUCAAGAGUGUAUUAUGGCUGGGUAUUUUCAGAACAAAUAUCCAAAUCCCUGUCGUUUCUCUCCUAAUAAUUAUUUUGGUUCAAAGUUCGUUACUGUUUGUGUCACCGGUGAUGAGAAAAAUCAAAUUCAUAUGGAAGGUUAUCAAGUAUCUAAUCAGUGCAUGGCAUUGGUACGGGAUGGCUGCUUGGUUCCAACAAAAGAUGCUCCAGAAUUGGGCUAUGUAAUUGAAUCAACAGAUAAACAGUAUGUUCCCGAUGUCUUCUACAAGGAAAAAGAUUCUUAUGGAAAUGAAGUGUCAAGGCUAGCAAGACCUUUGCCCGUAGAAUAUUUAUUGGUAGAUGUACCUGCAUCCACGCCACUUACUCCACAGUUUACUUUUUAUGUUAGCGAUAAUAUUACUCCAUUUCCAAUUGAAAAUAGACUCAUCGAUGGACAAAUUCAAGAAUUUAGCUCACUUUGUUCUUACAUGCAGCAGUUUACGAAAGAACAAUUUCUAGAAGCAGUUUUAGAUUUUCACUUGUUAAUUUUUAUUGCAACAAUGGAUAUGUUCCCAAUGAAGGAUCAUAUGACAUCGCUAUUAGAAGCAAUUCGUAACAAAGAUAAAGCAAAAGCAAUAGAGUGGUCACAUUCUGAACAAUGGGCAACAGUAGAAGAACUCUUUUCUGAAACUACAGCAUCUACAUCGCAACCAUCGUUUGAUACUAGCUCAAGAAUUUCAUCUUCUGUACUCACAGAAGGAACUGGAAUAGCAGUUGGUACAGAUCCAAUUGUAAAUUCACCGCCUGAUCAAACACUUUGGACUUGUUCAUAUUGCACUUUUCUCAAUGCAGCAGAUUUUGCAAUAUGUGAAAUGUGUGGUUUGCCAAGGAAUACGUAACAAACUGUCAUUAUUAUGUUGCUUUUGUAUGCAUUUGAGGGUGCUAUCCUUAAACUGCAAUUUUGCUUCCGCAGGUUUUGACAGAUACUGUAUUCUUGCGGAUAUAAAAAUUGUUUUCAGCGCAUACUUGGCUUUA